GCGAUGACGACCGAUAUAGCCGUGCGUGGGCACGACUACAGCGGUCGCAUUGAGGACUACGAUGAGUACGAUGAGAAUUCGUCGGCCAGAUUAUUUGAGAGAUCGCGUAUCAAAGCUUUAGCCGAUCUCAUUCUUGUUCUGUGUCGCUUCGCUUGA
This is a messenger RNA of Anisakis simplex (herring worm), 156 nucleotides long. The record is from the annotation of a GenBank genome assembly. Lineage: Eukaryota; Metazoa; Nematoda; Chromadorea; Rhabditida; Anisakidae.